This is a messenger RNA of Hipposideros armiger (great roundleaf bat), 1360 nucleotides long. It is a transcript of the gene TMEM61, whose product is annotated as transmembrane protein 61. The transcript is spliced from 3 exons. Lineage: Eukaryota; Metazoa; Chordata; Mammalia; Chiroptera; Hipposideridae. The record is from RefSeq and is a predicted model, not a curated record. Bases 580 to 1233 code for a protein of 217 amino acids.
UGGAACCGCCCUGGAGCCUUCCGGACCCUGGUGCCCUCCAGUCUCCGCCGGACCCUGCGGCCCGCAAGGACGCGGAUCCCAGGAGAGGCGGGGCGGGGCGCGCCUUGUGCCCAAGCCCAGGACGCCCGGCCGCAGUCGAACAAGCUAGGGCCGGGGCCGGGACCGGAGGGCGGUCACUCCUGGAGUCGAGGGCGAAGCCCGAGCUCUGCGCGAAGCUCGGCGCCCCCGCCGGGUUGCAAAGGCGCUGCGGAAGCGCGCAGCGGGGGAACCGGCGCCGGCCGGGUGGAGCCGGGCUCCGCACCUCCGCUCCGAGUGCGGGGCAGCUGGAGCGACGGGGCGGACGGGGGCUGUGGGUCGGGGACAGGCGAGACCCCGCGAUGAGACCGGAGCACGACCUUAGCACUUUUGCAAGGCGCGGAGAGGGAGUCUAAGGGACUGCCGCCCCGGAACGGCCGACGCCCCCUGCAGACCCGAGGGACGCUGUUCCCAAGUUCGCGCCCUCUCCAGUCCGAUGGCCAUCAUGCCUUUACCGGCUCCUGGCUCCCCAUUCCUGGACCGCGCCUAACCGCCUGCCUCGUGAUGGCUACGCCAGCGACCUGUGCCAGGGGCCACAUGGCCAUCACUCUGCGCUACUGCAUGAUGGUUAGUGGCAUGGUGGUUCUGGUGGCGGGGACACUAUGCUUCGCGUGGUGGAGUGAAGGGGAUUCAGGAGCCCAACCUGGCCAGCCGGCCCCACCUGCUGGGCACCCUGUGCCUGAGGCUCCCAGGUCCCUGCUCAGGUCUGUCAGCUUCUUCUGCUGCGGCACAGGUGGCCUGCUGCUGCUCCUCGGCCUGCUGUGGUCCGUCAAGGCCAGCACCUGGGGGCCACCCCAGUGGGACCCAUAUCACCUCUCCAGAGACCUGUACUACCUCACUGUGGAGCCCUUGGAGAAGGAGAGCUGCAGGAUCCCAAAGCUGGUUGACAUCCCCUCUUAUGAGGAGGCCGUGCACUGCCCAUUAGUUGAGGGGCCCCUGGAACCACCUGCGUACCCUGUGGAGGAAGGCCUGACAUGCAGUGCCUCCAGGGAUGCCCUGCUUGGGACCCAGCCCGCCCUGCCUCCACCUAGCUACGAGAGCAUCAUCCUUGCUGUUGAUGCCAUCCCUGGAGAGAUAACACCUGGCGCUGCCUGCUCCUGUCUGGCCAUUUCAGACCAUGGUGAGAGGAAGUUAAAGGCUCCUAGAGACAAAUCAUGAGCUUAUUCUAGUGUCUAAUACAGUACCUGGUACAAAGUAGGCACUCAACUAAUGUUUGUUGCUGAAUGCUGUUUUAUUUAUCUAUUGCUGUGUAACAAAUGGCUUAAAAUAAAUCCAUUUUAUUAUC